This is a messenger RNA of Podarcis muralis (Common wall lizard), 5198 nucleotides long. It is a transcript of the gene TERF2IP, whose product is annotated as TERF2 interacting protein. NCBI's taxonomy places the organism in Eukaryota, Metazoa, Chordata, Lepidosauria, Squamata, Lacertidae. Gene Ontology annotation, cellular component: shelterin complex. The record is from RefSeq and is a predicted model, not a curated record. Gene Ontology annotation, molecular function: telomeric repeat DNA binding. Gene Ontology annotation, biological process: protection from non-homologous end joining at telomere; telomere maintenance via telomere lengthening.
UCUGAGCACGCGGGUGCCCCUGAGCGCGUGCAGAGUGCCAUUUCCUUUCCGGGCAGAGCAGCCCGUAGGCGGCGUUGGGUGGGAAUUGGGGGGCCCGAGCAGCCGGUUGCGGGGCUAGUCCUUCCUCUGCAGCCCCAGCUGUCCGGACGAUGCUGGGCACAGCGGAGGCCGAGGGUGAGCCGGAUGGCUCUGCCCCGCAGCCUCGGCUGUUCUUCCAGCUGGAGGACGGCAGCCCCCUGAGCUUCUACGUGCGCCCCGGGGCGGCCAAGGUGGAGCUGGCCCCGCUGAUCGUGCGCCACGGCGGGCGCCUGUGCCGCGUGCAGGAGCCGGGCGCGGUGCUGCUGGCCCGGCCGGGAGAGGUGCCGCCGAGAACCUCGGGGGUCUUCAUCUCCGCCAGCUACGUUUCCGACUGCGUGGCCCGCCAGGAGCUCCUGCCGCUGGAGACAUACCGCCUGCAACCACCGCCGGUCACUGCGGACACGGGCGCUGCCGAGGGCCGCCUGCCUUUCACCGAGGUGGAAGACCAGGCCAUCCUGCUGCAUCUGCGGAGGAGCAAGAGAGGCAGCAGCGGCAGGCAGGCAGCCGGCAGUGGCAACGCUGUCUGGAAGGAGAUGGAGGCGGCCCGGGUCACUCGGCACUCCUGGCAGGCCAUGCGCGACCGCUACCUGAAGCACCUGCGGGGCAAGGAAGACCUCUGCCUGCCUGCCCAGAGAGGCAAGCUCAGAAGCUCGUCUGAAUCUGCUGCUGCAGCCUCCCAAAGUGAGGAAGUCGAGGAUGUCCCCCAGCCAGAGGAUCAAAGCCACACUGCGGAAGGAUCAAAGGGAGACAGUGAGAGCCCCAGCUCCACAGAAGACACCUUUUCAGAACACAUGGAGCUCAAGACCUCUGAAGAAGAAGCACCUCCUAAUCCCAAAUUCAGGGUGCUUGAGUUUGUAUCUGGUGGAGAUUCUGCUGAGCCCCCAAGCCAGCCCCCAGUGGCAGAGCAGCAGCCUGCAGCUCCCUCAGCUGUGGAGGUGGCCACGGCAGUAGAGGACAUAAAGUAUUUCAUGAAGAAGUUUGACGUGGACCUGACAACUGUGACACAAGCUUUUUUGAAAAACAGUGGGGAAGUGGCAGCUGUGGAAUGUUGCCUGCAGACGGGGCAGUCCUUGGGUGGCUGCCCUCUUUGGAGCAGGCAGGAUGAUGUGGACUUGCUGAAGGGGGAUGAAGACCUCAGAAGCAAGCUAGUGGCAAAAUAUGGAGCGGAGAAUGUGAACAGGCGCGUGGCAUUCAGGAAAAGUUAGCUUGCAACAGCCAUGGUUUACUGUAGGAGGGAAGCAAACUUCUUCUUUCUCACACACAUUUCUUCAGAGGGAGUUUUAUGAGUGUCAGGCUAGAGGGAAAGUCUCUGGAGGCCAGCAACCUGUGGUUACUGUCUUCUGUGACUGAAAGCACAGCAAGCUGUUGUGAUGGAGACACCGUUCUUUGAGACUUUCCUUCUCCUCACUUCCAUUUGUACACAAAGCCUUUAUUUACUUCACAGGAGAUUUCUGUGGACCUGGUACAAUCAGCCUCUUUAUUCUCCCUUCGCCAGCUUGCCUUAAGUUGGAACUUAGGUGUGGCAGUGGCCGAUUCUGAGGUACUUGGCAACAGACAGCCACACAUUUUUGGCUCGACUUUAGCCAAUCCCCUAAAGUUGGAGCAUUGCUUGGGUCUUCCUGUGGGGUCAUCCCACCCCCCAUCCCUCCCUCCAGAAGUGCUUCUACCCAGUCAAGAAUAUUCAGUAGCACUGAUGCACUUAGUCACUGGAAUGAUUUCUGGAGCCAGAACACACCCACUUAGAUAGAUACGCAUACACCCCACCCCCAUCAUUUAGGCUAACAAGAGUGCUGAGGGGGAGCACCUACAUGUCCUGUAGCAAAUGCAUAGUAUUGCUCAUCAUCUUGGCUAUUCAGACACCAGCCUGGGAUUUCUUGUAGAAGAACAUUUAAUCAUCAUCUAAUUUGUAUGCCGCCUUUCGUACAUGAACAUGAAAAGAUUUAGAUAAUCAAAACAUAACAAAACUAGUCAUAAACAUUAAAUAAAACACAUCCAUAAUUGAACAAUUCCCAAACAAAUCAUUGUAAGAUCUAAAGAUAAAGAUACAAAAAUUGAAAAUCAAUAACAGCAGCAACAACAAAAACCCACCUAAAAACUCUACCUAAUUUUUAAGGGUAGUUUAUCUGGUUAAAAUAAGGUAGCCGAUGACACAGAGGCUGCAGACUUAAUUUUUUUUUAAAUAGAUGUAGAGAAGGGCAAACAACUUGUAUGAUGGUAUUGGAGUAUGUGAUAAAUUUCUGCCACAUCAUGGCAAAUGCACCUUGGAUAGAGGUGCAGUAAAUGUAGGUAUGUAUUCAGGUCUCUGUGUGUGGCACUGGCUUCCUUGAGUUGGUAAGGAAAGAGAAAUCAUAGCUGAACAGCCAGGUAUGGAACAAAUGAGUGAACCGAAUCUGUCUGUGCUCCCUUCCUCAUUAAAUGCCACAUCCUCUGAAUGUUCUGUCCAAAUCAUGCGGCAAAAAAGUGUUAUAGGUGCCAACAGUAACUUAUCUCUUUGACAGGUUUUUCAAGAGUUUUGUGAAAUACAAACAUCCAGGAGCUCUAAAAGAUCAAUGCAGCCAGAUUAAGGAGGUUUACACAGCUGACUAGAGCCACACUGGCCACUGCCAAAGUAUAUACGUUUUCACAUGCUCUUAAACUUGAUCACUCAUCCAUGAACUGGCCCUUAAGGCAUUAUCAAAGGCUCCUGCUAUGAAUAGAUGUGGCACUCGCCAGCCUCAAAAGGUUAUGCUAUGAAAUGAAUACAUUCUAUCUGACCAUCACUUUUGGCCAUCCCUGCCCCUGUAUGAUGGUGAUGUUGUGGAAUCUUCAUGAACAUUCUAACUUCUCAAAGAAAAUGUGGGAGCAACCAGGGUGUUAACGUUCAGUGUUGUGUCUAUGAGGCAGGUGGAAAACUGCUGUAAAUGGUAGAAAACAUCAGCAGAGAUGGAAGGAGAUGGCAGGAAACCAUGACAAAAAUGGUCCUUAAUGGUAGUGGAAAACAGAAAAAGGGAGCACUGUCAGGAUUGAUGCAAGUCUCCACUGCAAAAUGAAUUUGGACUGUAAAAAUCUUAUAUAAAUAAGAGCACAUGUGGAUCGUCAUAAACCCUAAAAGGAAAUGGCUAAUUUGGUCAUCUUGUAUCCAGCCAUACCUCGCUGAAGCAAGUAGAACAGCAACCACAUUGAUUGGAACCAGGCUUGAUGUGAACUUGGUUAUUGAAACAGAUCAGAUGUGUGAACUUCGUUAGAGGGCUUUUCACACAAAAGCUACCCAUGAAUUCUUCAAGACUAAAUUACACUUCAACUCCUUUGCAGAGGUCUCAGGAUUAGUGGUGUAGGAAGUGGGUGGCAGUGGGGGCAGGUCGCCCCGGGUGUCAUCAUGAGGGGGUGACAGAAUGCUCAACGCGCCCGCUCCCGGCCCCAGAAAGAAAGUGACUUCGGGCAAACAACGCUGCCACGCUCCUUCUGCCACCACUGCUGGUUGCUCUGGUGGCAAAGAAGAAGUAGAGUGUGGUGGGGGUGGAGGCUGAGGGUGGGGAGAGGUCAGUGCAAGCCAGAAUCCCCAGGACACCAGCCCCCCUCCUCAGGGAGGCCACAUGACGGCCUGGCUGCACAUGCGUCGCCUUGGACUGGGAACACGCCUCCGGUUUGGGCUCAGGCAGAGGCAGGAGCAAUGUGUGCAGGAGCACGCUGUUCUAUUUCCCACACCCCUCCCCCCCGCCUUCUCCUUUCCCCCACCCAGGGAGAUUCAGGGGGGUGGCGGGCAGGCAUCAUCUCUUCUCUUGAGCAGCUCGGCUAACUGCAAAUCUCAGUGGGGAGGAAAAACAGCCCAGAAAAUGGACUUGUUCUCCUCUCAUGUGCGCUAAAGCCAACUUCCUUACAUUUGUUGCUGGUGUUUAUGCAGCGACAUCAUGCAUACCCUCCAACAUUUCUCCCAAGAAAAUAGGGAUGUCCUAUUACAUUACUAUUAUUACUACUACUACUACUACUAAUACUAAUACUACUCUGGUUGGCUUCCAAUAUGUAUAAAAAACCAUAAUGAAACAUUUAACAUUAAAAAGCUUCCCUAUACUAGGCUGCCUUCAGAUGUUUUCUAAAGGUAUGGUUACUUAUCUCCUUGGCUCGGGGCUCCCAUGACUUUCCAUGGCCUUUCUCCACUGAAAAUAGGGACGUUAUAUGGAAAAGCGGGGCAUUCCAGGAUCAAAUCAGAAAAUGGGGUGGCUUCUGUAAAUCUGGAACUGUCACUGGAAAAUAGUGACACUCGAAGGGUCUGCAUCAUGGGCACCAUGCAUUGUUUAUGGGCAUCAAGCAUUAUAGAGUAACAAGAUAAUUUUGCCCUGCCAUAAUGCGUUUGCUGUCUAUAUAGUAGUUUGAAGUAAGGGAGGCAACAGAAAAAGUAGAGGAUGUGAGUGCAAAUGGGAGUAAGCCCCAGUAACUCUGUAAAAAUCACACCAGCAAACAUGCAUAACAUGCAUAGGGCCAGACAGGCUCCUGUUUCCUGGUCCUUCCACAAAAUCCCCAUCUCAGCAGCCUUUUCCAUUCUCAUAAUCAUAGCAUGAGGAAACAUGAGCCUCUGUACAACAUUUCCUGUAUAAGCCAUUCUUUGCUUCCUUCCAGCUGGCCACUAUUGGAACCAGUAUUCUGGGCUAGCAAGACUGACGCUGCCUGAUCCAGUCAUGAGCCAGUGUGGUGUAGUGGUUAAAGUGUUGGACUAGGACCUUGUAGCUCUACUCAGGUAUGAAACCUGCUAGGUGACUUCAGGUCAGUCUCUCAGCCUAACCUACCUCACAGGGUUGUUGUGAGGAUAAAAUGUAAUUAUUGGGUUACUGUAAUAUGUAAUUGAGGGUCAGAGCCAAAAGGGGCACACUCCCAGUAUCUAGUUUCCAGUGCAGAUAAUCCACCAGGGGGACUGAAGCCAUUUCUAGUUCCAGCCAAGCUGUGGAUUUAAAAUCAAUUAUGAGCCACCUAGUAGAUUUUUCAGAUCAAAAAACAGACUAUGAAUAUACAAAAUAAAAUAUUUAAACAAUGUUUCAGACAUUGACAUGCAUAGAUUCCAGGUGUAUAUAUCUUGUAACUUAAGUCUGCCUUCUGGGAUCCUUCUGUGAACAGAAUGUGAGUAAACUAUUUUAUAUACUUUUAUACAA